CCAGCACUGCGGGGUACACGAGAACCAUCUUGGCGUCGACAUGCGUGCAGGCUUUGUUAAGGCUUGUUGUCCGUCUCACUCACAUCAAUUGGUUCUGUGGUGUAGUUGGUUAUCACUUCUGUCUAACACACAGGCGGUCCCCGGUUCGAACCCGGGCGGAAUCAUCUCUUUUGCUGGCCGUAGCAUCACUUAUGGCCAAAGAGUGCUGUUAUUUGUGCAGGACGUGGCUUUGUUUUGCAACGCUAGCUCUAGCUUCAAUUGUAGUCUAGAUCGCAUGGCAGUAGGAGUGCUAUGUUAAUCUAAGGAACGACGUCGGUACUAAUUAUUUAACCGAAGCCGUUGCUAGGCUAGAGAAAGUGUAGGGUGCGAUAUGUGUUCAAAAGUAACGAAGGAUGAGAAAGGUUCAAAGGAACUGAUGAUCUUACCUACAACCGUCAUAUAAUCAUACUGUUAACCAAGAA
This is a messenger RNA of Aureobasidium pullulans EXF-150, 461 nucleotides long. RefSeq lists its product as uncharacterized. Lineage: Eukaryota; Fungi; Ascomycota; Dothideomycetes; Dothideales; Saccotheciaceae. The transcript has a single exon. The record is from RefSeq and is a predicted model, not a curated record. The coding region runs from base 41 to 298 and encodes 85 amino acids.